CGGCUCGCUUCCAAUCCUUUGAGAAACAAGAGAGGGGGAGAGCGGGAGGACGAUGGAGGAGGGGGACGAGUGGUUGGCCGCCGACAAGCUCCAACACCUUCUCGCAUGCUUCCUCAUCACUGUCCUCGUCGCCGUCAUUGCCGUCCGGAGCCGCCACCCUUUCCUCCGCCGUCGGAGCACCGCCCUCGGCUCCCUCGCCGCUCUCUUCGCUGGCGCCGCAAAGGAGGCCGGGGAUGAAAUCGGCCUCUGGAGCUCCGCCGGGGCGUCCGUCAAGGACGCUGCAGCCGAUCUCCUCGGCAUCCUCCUGGCCUCCCUCUCUCUCUCCCUCUAUAGGAGGCUUCUUUCCUGUUCUAGCCGUGAUCUGGUUCGGGAUCAGGGGAUUUCGAUGGUAUAGAACCGAUGAAACCCAAGAAGCCCUAGAAGAUUUGCUUUCGUCGGUUCGGAGUUCGUCUUCUUUUUCUUGAUUUUCUGAGAACUGAAGAUGACUGUAAAAUUCAUUAGGCUGCUGAACUGGAAAUUGAAGCAUAGCCUGUAUUAGAUGAGCCAAUGUCAAAGAUCAGCGUGCUUAACACCUGUGCAGGUUGAAAAUAAGGCUUGUUGCAUUGACUAGGUUCAGGAUGGGAUGGAGCAGUUGAUGGAUUAUGAUGGUGACAUGGCCGAAAUGUACCUUGCUCGGAAGAAAAGGCAAGUGGCAGCAUUAUUCUGUGGUGACCAGUCUGUCCAAGGAUUCAGUUCUAUUGAGGCUGGAGUAUCAGUUUCUGCCCCAGUUUCACCUGUUUCUUCACCGCCUGAACAUCAAAUGCUUGAGAAGACCUUGAGCCUCCCUAGAAGUAGACAAGGUAGUAUGAAAAGUUCAUACAGCAACACACAGUACGUAUAGGAGUUGGAGUUGUUGUUGGAACUUUGUGCUCAUUGAUAACACUCUUAACAUACUGACUAAAGUAAUCGAUGAAUUUUAGUUUGUUUUAUUUUUUUGAUAACUUUCUUUGGCAAUAAAUUUAAAUAUCUAAAGGUUGGUGGUCUGAUUAUCCUUUUCA
This is a messenger RNA of Phoenix dactylifera (date palm), 1037 nucleotides long. RefSeq lists its product as uncharacterized. The record is from RefSeq and is a predicted model, not a curated record. Lineage: Eukaryota; Viridiplantae; Streptophyta; Magnoliopsida; Arecales; Arecaceae.